AUGACGUUGUUACCAAAUCUUUUGACUCACUCGGGGAUCAAGUGCUUCGAGAGAUUUUUCAAAGCCGUCAAUUCAAAGGAGGGGAAAUUGAAGGCGAGACGGCGUGGGUUCCUUCUUAACGAUCCAAAUCUUAUCGGAUUGGAUUAUCUGUGGAGGGUGAUAACAGAGUGUAACGAUGAGAUAUCGAGUCGUGGUAUAGAGUUGCUCCGCGAGACGUGCACGUGUACGGGCCCGUCUCUAUCGCCCGCACAACAGCACGAGGCGUUUCUCACUCAGUGCUGUGCGCGUACGCAGAGGCUGCAUAGCGAAAUGGUUGAUGAAGCCGCAUCGGAGUGUUGUACAAAAAUGUGUAGAGUGAUUCGUGCCAUACAAGAAUAUAUAAACGAAUGUGAUAGAAAGUUUUCGGCCGAUCGUCAGAUAUUGCCGAUAUACAGAUCGGGCAGAGGGCGCCAGUGUACAAUUAUAGUGAGAUUCAAUUUUCAAACGGGCCAAAGACAAAUUGAUGAUAUUGAACUCUUUUCACACUCGAACGAGACGCUUCAUUCGUUGCGUGUGGCUGUGCAAAGGCGGUUAAAGUGCUCGUCCGAGAGCAGUAUUAAACUAGAAAUGUAUAUAAAUAAGUUAGAAUUAUAUGUUAAUGGAGAACUUUUGGACUCGAGUCAUGACCGGAAGAUUCUCUCACAAAUACAUUUAAGGGACAAAACCAUAUUGGUUGCUAAGGUUUACGACGGGCAGGUAUGCGGUAGUGGUGGAUGCGGUUCGUCAAAUGAAUCCAGCAGCGAUAGUAGCGCAACUUCGCCACCCCUGCCACCCACUGCGGAGCACGCACUACCGGGAGUUUUAUUCGCACAAGGAACCUGGUACCUCCCAUUCAUUUUGGAGUUGGAACACAUCGGCAUCACAAAGGGGCACGCCCCAUUGACUGAGGCAGCUCAUUUGCUGUCACAAAUAUGCCCACCUCAUAAGCACUGA
Messenger RNA from Pieris macdunnoughi, 972 nucleotides. NCBI's taxonomy places the organism in Eukaryota, Metazoa, Arthropoda, Insecta, Lepidoptera, Pieridae. The record is from the annotation of a GenBank genome assembly.